GUCGCCGCUCCUGACAACAGGGUGCCCGCGGCCGGGCUGCAGGGGGUCGCUGCUUGAAGGGCUUGUGUGAGGGAUGAGGGAAAGGCUGUUGGAUUUUGUUCUUUACAGCCUCCAAAAAUAUCUGGCCCUGAGAAGCUGUUUUCACAUGAGAGUUUCCUCUGUGGGGUGCCCUAGAUUUUGGUGGGAGAUGAGGCUCCUUCUCCUUUGCCUUUUUCUGGAAGCAGAAGCACGUUUGCCGCUGCCGCAGGUGUGUGGCGACGUUCUUUUGCUCAUGGGAGGCUGCAAACAGUAACAGACUGUUGACUGCCAGGUUUGAAUGCCUUGUUCUCCUGUGUGAAAUACAAAAUCUUGCAAGAGGUCAGAGGUUUGAAGUCCAGGCAGAAGGGCUGGUUAAGCUGUUAAUGCAGGUCAGGUCAGGUGCUUUUUUUUUUUUUUUAUUAUUGCUGGUUAUAUUGCUGUACUCAAACAGUGGGGCUGUCUGUCAAACGUGAAGCGCAGUUAGCAGGAUCAAGGGUUACUCAGGUGCUCGUCUCUGUGUAACUUGGAACACCGGACAGGGAUCACACUAAAUCGUCAGAUUGUUGAGUAACUCGGGCUGUAGAGUAACUCAGGGGCCUUUAGAGGCCACCAGGCCCAGCUCCCUACUCAAAGCCUGGCUGGCUUCAAAGUUGCAUCAAGUUGCCUGGGGCAUCCUCCAGUCCAGACUUGAAUUGGGAGUUUCAUCACGCUAAUUACCAGUAAUCUGUGUGCACAGCUGAAAGCCUUGGGACGAAUUUGGCAGGAUGAAGCCUGUCAUUGUGGUGCAUGGUGGAGCUGGCCGGAUUUUUAAAGAACGAGAAGAGGGAAGUCGUGCCGGUGUUGUCAGGGCUGCACUGCGAGGUUAUGGCGUCCUGAAACAGGGAGGCAGUGCCUUAGAUGCUGUUGAGGAGGCAGUACGAUCAAUGGAAGAUGAUCCUCAUUUUAAUGCAGGCUGUGGAUCUGUUCUAAAUGAAAAAGGUGAAGUAGAAAUGGAUGCCAUUAUCAUGGAUGGAAAAAAUUUAGACUCUGGAGCAGUAUCUGCAGUUAAAUGCAUAGCAAACCCAAUAAAACUUGCUCGACUUGUCAUGGAAAAGACGAAGCACAUGCUCCUGACUGACCAUGGUGCACACCUGUUUGCUCAGGCCAUGGGUAUUCCUGAGACUCCAGGGGAGAAACUCAUAACUGAGAGAUCCCGGGAUAGAUGGAAGAAGAACCUUGAGCCAGAUUCCAACCCUGAAGAGUUUCAGAAAGACCUUGGAACAGUUGGAGCCGUUGCUGUAGACCGUGAAGGAAAUGUAGCUUGUGCAACAUCCACUGGAGGACUCUCUAAUAAGCUGAUUGGCCGUGUUGGUGACACAGCAUGCAUAGGAAGUGGAGGUUAUGCUGAUAACCGUUCUGGUGCCACUUCGACCACAGGACAUGGGGAGAGCAUUAUGAAAGUGGUCUUAGCCCGACUGAUCCUCUAUCACAUGGAGCAAGGAAUGUCACCAGAGAUGGCUGCUGACACUGCAUUAGACUACAUGAAGAUGCGAGUUGGGGGACUAGGAGGUGUCAUUGUUGUUAACAGUUCAGGAGAGUGGGCAGCAAGGUUCUCCACUAAGCAGAUGUCCUGGGCUACUGUAAAGGAUGACCAGCUGCAUUACGGGAUUUAUGCUGGAGAGAGGCAUACAAAAUCUGUUGACGAAGCGCUUAUGUCUGAAAGUGAGGGAUUCUGAGAAUGAAGAAACAUCAACUGAGGAAAAGUGAUCUCCAGUUUUUGCUGGAGGACAGUGACAGUUGAUUUCAUCUUUCUGAAAAAUCUGUACUUUUGAUUGGUUCACAGGCAUUGCCACAUUUACAGUCAAAAUGAAAUAUGGACAUAGAUCUCCAGUGGUCAUGGAUACAUGUAUAGUGUUUAAGACCUUCAGGAAGUCAGGAGAGCUUCUCUUUCUAGAUAAGAGAGAAUGGUCAGUAGGUUUCUUGGUUAGCACGCCUUUGUCCUACAUUAAAGGGAGCCUGAGUUUCAGUAUUAGAUGAACUCCUUUCUGUGCCCAUUCUCAGAGACUGCUGCCAGGAUGAUUUGAGACAUAAAUACCUAUUAACUAAAAACUGAAUUUUGAAAAUUGCAUCACCCUCCAGAGUCUUCUGAGCGGUCACCCAUGAUAAUGAGUGCUAACUGUCAGUGAAAUACCACCGAGCGGCAGUGAAGAGUUAAGGCUACAUCACUGUCACAGGCUUGAGAUAACCGUCAGGGGAAAUAGUAAUGAAGUAAAGAAAAUAACUUGUCUCCAGAGAUGGGAAACGUGAUGCUUUCAAAGGAGUUCUUUUUAUUCCAUUCAUUGACGUGAGACUUACAAUUAAAAAACAGGUCGCAACGAAGUAGGCUACAAUAGUGAACAGCAAAGAUAUUACUGACUUGAUAUCUAGGGUAAUAAUAAAGAAGGUCAUGAUUUCAAUAAAUAUAAAUAAACCAGCAAUUUUUGCUACUCAAAUACAAAGGUGAUAAGCGCCUUUUAAGUCUAAACGUCAGACAGAUGAUGAUUAACUGGAAAAAAUAAUUAUCUACAAUCAAGUGAUAAAAGCAAGCUAUACUAGAACAAAACUGCCCCUUAACAAGCUUCUUGUGUGAAGUCAAUAAUUUUCUGGAGAGGUUUUCUUGUUAAAAAAUAAUUGCUGUUCUGCAUUACCUCUAAUACAGUUUCUUCAUUAAGAUUUCGUAUUUUUAAAAGAAAGCAUAAUUUCUUUUUCCUUUUUUCUGACUUAACUACAUAACUUUUGGGGCUAAACCUGUGUGAUAAUUUUAUGGAUUUUAGCUGGUCACUAGGUUUCCUCUGUGGACAGAUUUGUAUGUUAUAAUUGCCUGUCAUCAUAAUGUUCCCUUUACAAGAUAACACAAAUAAACAGCAAAAAUCUUAAAUCAUA
This is a messenger RNA of Falco peregrinus (peregrine falcon), 2919 nucleotides long. RefSeq names its product asparaginase and isoaspartyl peptidase 1 (gene ASRGL1). The record is from RefSeq and is a predicted model, not a curated record. Gene Ontology annotation, molecular function: asparaginase activity. Lineage: Eukaryota; Metazoa; Chordata; Aves; Falconiformes; Falconidae. The transcript is spliced from 7 exons. The coding region runs from base 783 to 1733 and encodes 316 amino acids.